Ostrea edulis (European flat oyster) is the source of this 1721-nucleotide messenger RNA. RefSeq lists its product as uncharacterized. The record is from RefSeq and is a predicted model, not a curated record. The coding region runs from base 1 to 1242 and encodes 413 amino acids. NCBI's taxonomy places the organism in Eukaryota, Metazoa, Mollusca, Bivalvia, Ostreida, Ostreidae. The transcript is spliced from 7 exons.
AUGGGAACAGCUCCAGAAGGUAAAUCAAUCAGUCUGAUGGGAACAGCUCCAGAAGGGAACUCAAUCAGUCUGAUGGGAACAGCUCCAGAAGCGCGUAGAGGAGAGAGUAGGAGAGCUUAUGAUACUUGCUUUGGUAAUGUAAUUUUUAUGUUGUGUAUAAUAAUGCGUUGUACGUACAAUUUGGUGUGGCUGUUGAAUGGUUUACUUGUGAUAUCAGAUGCUCAGACACAGAUUCCUGGAGACUGCUCACAUAAAGGCGACCCUCUACAAUGUUGUCGAAAUUACAAAAGACGUGUUGACGCAUGUGAAGAAUGUUGGCCAGGCACCUUUGGCAUAGAUUGUAAGGAGGACUGUCCUGAUGGGUUCUAUGGACGUUUAUAUGCAGAAGUCUGUGAUUGUUCUUCGUGUGACAAGGUCUCUGGGUGUCAGCCGAAUUCAACUCAGAUUGAUGCUAAGGAUAUCAAUCGGAUUACAGAAACAACAAAACAAGAAAAUUCCUAUAAUAGGGCUGUGAUUAUUGCUUCAUUACUGACAGGAAGUCUGACUUUCAUAAUAAUAGUUAUCGUCAUCUACCGCAAACAGAGCAGAAACAGAAUCUUAAUAAGUCCAGACUCAUCAAUUAAUGAAGGCGGUGUACCAGACAGAACGACACCAUUUGAUGAAUUUCCUCAACUCAGUCCAUCCUCCAGUAAUGCAACUGACGGUGGUGGUCCAGCAUCAACAUUUCACGGCGGGAAUUUUGAACUGUCAGACCCUCAGAUGUGUUGGCAGGAAAACGAUUUUGCUGAUAAUUUAAUGAAUUCAAAAGAUAAUAGCCAUGCUAAAUUGUCGACUCUAGACAGUGACUACAGUCAUCUCAACAUGGAUAUGGGCGAUUACAACAGAUUAAGUCUGACAAUCAAAAACAGUCAGGAAACUGAUGAGGACUAUUACUCUGCACAGACUUCUAACAGUUGUUGGAAUAAUACAGAAUGGGGGUGUUCAUCGAGAAACAAUGAGAAUGGAUGUUUAUUAACAGAAAAGGAGUGCAGCAGCGCUCUAAACAAAUAUUCACAAAGAGAAGAUAUGUUCGAAACCCCAAGUAUUCCAGAACAGGGAAAUUUUAAAAUCAGUAUGACGAAGAAAGAUGGAAUUUCAUCAGUAAAGGGGAAGAUAAAUCCAAUGUACUUGGAAGAAUUGUCAAGAAAACUAAAUGGCUUUAAACCGAAAGCUCAAGAUAUUGAAUUCAAUUAUUCAGUUUAGUGUAAAGUUGCAUUCACGCGUGAAGAACCUUAUACAAAAAGAAAAAUACUGAGAUUCAAAUUAGAUGGUCGUUAUAACGAUAUAAUUGAUCAAUACAACCUAUCGUUGAGUCAAGUGCUGACUGACAUGCUUCAUACCGAUUGUAAGGCCGUUCUUGGCACACUGAUUUUGACUACGGAUAAAUCCGUUUACGGGUUCAGGAUAUGGGGUGUGACCGAUCGAAAGGGGAUGCUUACUCCUCCUAGGCAACUGAUCCCACCUAUGGUGUGUCCAGGAGUCCGUGUUUGCCCAAUCUCUAUUUUGUAUUGCUUAUAUGACUUAUGAUAUUAAUCACUGUCCGUUAUCUUCACAUUUCAUUCAGGAGAACCUCAAACAUAGAAAUACCGGAUUACAGAAAAACCUCAUACAGAGAAACACUGACAUAAGUCUUGUUUCCUUUCGAAGAGGUUGAUGGCAUCAAUAGAUAAAUAUUAAAGAUU